Oryzias melastigma (Indian medaka) is the source of this 2446-nucleotide messenger RNA. RefSeq names its product OMA1 zinc metallopeptidase (gene oma1). NCBI's taxonomy places the organism in Eukaryota, Metazoa, Chordata, Actinopteri, Beloniformes, Adrianichthyidae. Gene Ontology annotation, biological process: mitochondrial protein processing; protein quality control for misfolded or incompletely synthesized proteins. Gene Ontology annotation, cellular component: mitochondrial inner membrane. The record is from RefSeq and is a predicted model, not a curated record. Gene Ontology annotation, molecular function: metalloendopeptidase activity.
UUCUUAUAUACAGUCAAUGGUAUGAAUUCGGCACCCGGAACCUUCUGCAGGUACGUGUUUCCGGGGGGCUCUUUAGCAAAGCGGCAAUGUCAAAUUCCCGGUUCUAUGAUGUUAUGGCGGUUCAUCGUUUCUGAAUAUUCUCAGAAGGACAUUUCCCGCCGGGGGUCCAGACGUAAAGGGAGGUUUAACUAGCGGAAGGUUCGUCACCGAACCGGCUUGAAACUUGGAAACUCGUCCUGUUAUUAAACCGUCAUCUUCAUCCGAACGAGAACAACAAACUAUCAAAGAUGCAUUCCAUGCUUACUUGUAACGCGCGGAACUUCCGCCUCUUUGCUUUAGCUCGAAACCGUCGCUUCUGCCCACAAGUCCCCCCCCCCGUCCUCCUCCGAACCGCGUCCGCCGCAGCCGGCCCACCGUUCUUUUGCCGCCGUUCGGUUCCCAGCCCCGCACCGACGGCCCCCCCGCGCCGUUUCCACACCUCGCCGCGCAGGAGCGCCGCGCCGGCCCCACUGCUGUGGCUGCUCCUGAAACCUCUCCAGAAGGUCGCAGCGAUGCUGCUGGGCAGGAGUCUGAGGAAGUGGUGGAAUGCUCUACCUGAGAACCGCCGAGAGCUAAUGCGAGAGUGGGUCCUGAGGCGCCGCUGGCCUCUCACUGGCGGGGUGGCUGUUGCUGUGGUGCUUGUGGCCCUUCUCCUGCUGACGCACCUAGAUGAGACCCCACUUACAGGACGGGUGCGUCUACCGCUGUUCAGCAGAGAGGCGUACCUGGAGCUGGCUGCUCUGACUGCAGAGGGGUACUUAGAGGAGUUUGCAGAGCAUCUGCUUCCAGACAGCGACCCUCUUCACCAGAUGGUGGAUCAGCUGGUGCAAGUCCUUGCAGAAAGGAACAAGGACAUCCCUAAAGUGUCCGAAAGGCCCUGGAGUGUCCAUGUGGUGAAAAACCAUCAAAUCAAUGCUUUUGUUCUGCCAAUUGGGAAGGUGUUCGUGUUCACGGGGAUGCUGGAUGCUGUGGCAGAUGCUGAUCAGCUCAUCUCUGUCCUGGGACAUGAAAUGGCUCAUGUGAUACUUGAUCACUCUGCAGAGCAGGCCAGCCUGUCUCACAUCGUGGACCUCCUGUCUCUUCUUCUGUUGACGGCCAUAUGGGCCGUGUGUCCUACAGACACCAUGGCCCUGCUGGGAGGGUGGGUUAAGGACAAGCUGGCAGAGCUGAUGUUCCAUCGUCCCUACAGUCGCAAACUGGAGGUGGAGGCGGAUCAGAUUGGAUUGCAGUUGGCUGCAAAGGCCUGUGCAGAUGUGCGGGCUGGCCCUGUUUUUUGGCAGCAGCUGGAAAUCACAGACAGACUUUCAGGAGAGCCCUCCCUGCCUGAGUGGCUGUCCACACACCCAUCCCACAGGAACCGGACCGCUCAGCUGGACCGUCUUAUACCACAGGCCCUGGAGUUGAGAGAGAGCUGCAAGUGUCCUGCUCUGCCUUCCACAGACCCUCGUGUGGUCUUUGAAAAGACGGUGCGUGUGAUGUUGGAAAAAGCUAAAGUUCAGAUGGGAGAACCAGGGUCCGAGCACAAGGUCUAACCUGCUCCAGCCCCCACUGGAUUGUCAGGAGCACUGUUUGCCCAAAGUGUGCACGCUUAUGUCCCAAGUCUUGAUCAUGAAGUGAAACCCAGAUCUCAGUCAAAGCCUUACAGUGAAGCAAAAGUGCAUGGAGACUUGAUUCCACUUAAAACCUGAUCCACAACACAUUUUAUAGAACACAUUUAUUUGCCAGGAGGAAAGAAACUUGAGUGUUUCUGUGACAAUAGGCUGAAGGCACAGUAUUUGGGCAAUGAGUCAGCACAAGAAACUAAACAAAGGUAAUGGGUUUGUGCAUGGCUCAUGGACCUGUGGUGUGAGAGGACCGUGAGCUUGUUGAAGGCUGUGUCAUAGGUUGAGGUCAUGAGUGCUCAAGCGGUUACUCUUGUGUUCUCAUGCAGCCAACAGUUUUUGUUUGCGAGAGACCUAAUUGGUAAUGGCUGAAAACACGGCCCUGUGCUCAGGAAAACAAAUAAUAAAGAAUAGACCUUUAAGACUUUAGGAUAUUUUAAAGUAUUUAAGACCAAAUGAAUGAUGUUUCAAUAAUAGAUGCUGUUUAGGGUUUGUGACCCAUUGAACAGCACAGGAGGGUUAUUGUUAAUGGAAUUGUAUACUUAAGGGCUCUUAAAAUCAAUGCAAGCUCAAAUGUUACUUUGUUUAUUUUAUUAUAUAUAUAACUAUAUUUCUAGUUUUGAGGCUCUUGUAAGUUUGGUUUCACUCCCAACAUUUGACUAAGUUCUGUAUGAUUUAAUGCAAAAUGUUUCAUCUGAAGAGGAAUCUCCUACUUUCCGUGCUGCCAGCUCAAAUUGAUAGGGCUUUACAGUCCUCAAACCACAAACACCCGGCGCCUCUGAAUCAGCGUCACUUUCAGAACAAAU